This is a messenger RNA of Patella vulgata (common limpet), 5350 nucleotides long. Its product is annotated as pre-mRNA-splicing regulator WTAP. NCBI's taxonomy places the organism in Eukaryota, Metazoa, Mollusca, Gastropoda, Patellidae. Gene Ontology annotation, cellular component: nucleus. The coding region runs from base 172 to 1530 and encodes 452 amino acids. Gene Ontology annotation, biological process: regulation of alternative mRNA splicing, via spliceosome. The transcript has 8 exons. The record is from RefSeq and is a predicted model, not a curated record.
GCAUAUUUUUAGCACAUGGCGGCGUGCCUGGACAGUGACACAAAAUAGUAGUUAUAUUUUGAUUACUGAAAAGAAUUAUAAUAGAAAUCGUCUUUUUUGUGUUUUUCCCAUUCUGUGCUUCGUCCAGACUUCGGUAAUCAGCCAUCCCUGGUUGAUAGCAAAUUUGUAAAGAUGACUGACGGGCCCCCUUCCCCGAAAAGGGUAAAAACUGAACUGGAUGAUUUGUCAAGUUUGUCGAAAGAAGACCUGGUCUUAAAAUUACAAGAACAGAAUGACUAUAUAAAACAUAUGGAGAUUAAAAAGACUAAAACUCGAGAUGAAGGUUCGGAGGAGGAAGGUAAAGACUCAGACGAUAAAUUAAAACAACAGAGUAUCGAAGCUGCUCGUAGAGAAAAUACUCUAGUGAUGCGCUUGACUAAUAAAGAACAAGAGUUACAAGAUUGUAUGAAUCAAAUACAAGAAAUGAAAGCUGGACAGACAACAAGUAUGGCUCAGUUGCGAACGAUGUUAUUGGACCCUGCUGUAAACCUUGUGUUCCAACGAAUCACGAAAGAGAUGGAUGACUGUAAAGACAAACUGAAGCAAACGCAAAACGAACUUAGCGCUUGGAAAUUCACCCCUGACAGCCAAACGGGUAAACGACUAAUGGUCAAAUGUCGUAUGUUGUUACAAGAAAAUGAAGAGUUGGGGAAGAUGAUAGCGUCUGGUAAAACAGCAAAAUUAGAGGGAGAAAUCGCUUUACAGAAAACCCUAGUUACAGAGAUGAAGAAAGGACAGGAAGAGAUGGACGAGUUUGUGGCUGACCUUGAGGAGGAUGUGGAGGGUAUGCAGAGUAUGAUCUAUGUUCUUCAGCAACAACUUAAAGACACGAAAGAACAACUCACACAAUUACAGACAGAAAACGAACAACUGCGUAAAAAUACAUCAGCCGUCCCUAACGGUAUCACCAUGGAAACAAACAAUACAGUGGUACCCAUGGAAACUAAAUCAUAUACAGACCAAAGUGCGGUUAUUUCCCACAAUUCCAGUCUAACUUCGUGUCCCGAUAAUCAUCUCUCGUCCGCAAAUAAUCUAAUCGCAAAUACAUCAGACACGCCUCAUCGGCCAAUCGUCACACAUGACUCCAUUUCAAGGUCAAAUGAUGGCCUUGUGGUUAAAACAAAAGACAGAGGAUUAGUUGAUUAUUCAGGUAAUGGUAACUAUGACAACUAUGACAACAGUGAAAGAGACACUGAAGAAGAAGAAGCCAUGGAAACGGACAAUAUCACCGACUGUAGAAAUGAAUUAAAGCAAAUAGAAUCAGACUCACGAAUAGAACAUAAAAACCACAGGGAGUCCCAGGUAGAGACAGUUGAAACAACUUGUAAUUAUGAUAGUUCGGAUACUUGGAGUCCGCAGCCCUGGAAACUCCAAGAUCCAGACUUGGAAAUAUCAUCUAAAAGUAUCACAAACAAUGCUCAAGACAGUAAAAUAAUCAACGGCAUUGAUAAAUCUGAAAUAACCAAAUCUGAAUCGGAUAACGAUUUGUGAUCAUGGUAACUUAUGGUGCAUUAUGGGAAGGGGGAGCAGUGACCAGGAAUGUUUAAUUCGUUUGUCUUGAAAUAUUUAUGUUUAUUUCUUGCAAGUAGUUUUGAUAUAUAUGUACCAGGAGUAUACGGAAUAUACAAUCUGAUUUAAACACAGAUCUUAUUUCGUUUUGUUUUUAUAGUUCAAAAUUUCGUUUUACUUGUCUUUACUACACAAGGAUCUGGAAGAGUUAUCAUCGAUGUGUUCUGGAUGAUGUGAGGGAUUAGCCAAUGAAACGGUCUGUUAUGACGAGUUCUUGGCCUUUUGAUGCAUGGAACUGUGGGUAAACGAUUAGAAACGUCAACGCUGAUUGAUUAAUCAAUGUCUGACGUCAUAAGGUCAAAAGCCGCUCGUUUGACACCUGACGUGAACUCCCACUAUAACUUGUCAGAUCUUCAUGUAGUGUAGGCCAUCGAAAAUGUAAAAAAACGAAACGAAAUAUUGAUCUGUGUUUUAAUCAGAUUGACUGAAUACACUGAAAAAUUGUCGAAAAUAUAUUAUAGAAUAUUUUCUGCUACUGAAUUACUGAUUGUAAUCAGCUCUAGGCCCAUGUUGCAUCUCCGGGGCAGACAAAGGAAGUGGAGUCUAGCUUUUUACAAAUUGGCAUGCACAUGAAACAAACCUUGGCAGUUGAAGUUCGAAGGAGAUUAGACGGAAAUGUCUCUUGCUAGGACAAAAUUCUUCCCCUUGCAUUAAAUAUAUAAUAAUUAAAAUGAAAAUUACCAAAAGUUUUGUUACCAUAUACAUGUCUUAAAAGUUUUGUGUGGCCAAAAGAUUAAAAAAACUCAUUUCAAUCUGCUUCUAAAUUGGAUUAAAAUGAAUAUGUCAGUAAGCCAUGGAUCCCUUGUCAGUCGUGCAGGACAGAGGGCCUGGCAAGGAUGAAAAACCUAAGCCCUUAAUAAAACUUUUGUUGUUUUAAUGUAUCAAAAACAUCAUUAAGAAACCAUGUGCUAAGUUUUGUGUUUCUGGAUCAAAGAUUUUUCUCAUAAACAGUGAUUGAAAGUUGAGUAAAUUUCUUAACUUAAUUCUGAGAAGGCUUUGUGAACUUGGGGCCUGGUUUACAGACUAUUGAUUAGAACUUGAGCUUAUCUUUAUUCGAAAAUUCAGAUUUAAUGUCCAUAAAAUAAAUGCACAAUUGGAAUCGGCAACCUUAAUGGUUUUAUUUACUUGACUCUUACUUCAUGGAACAGAGGAAAAAUUUAUCAAAAAUUGUAAAUAACAAUUUAUUGUUUAUAUUUUUAAUUGCACAUUGUUUUUGUUGGAUACUGAAAAAGGUUAUUUCCCCAUGUUUUAUCAAUGAGCGUGUUCUGUUGUUUUCUUCGUGCACAUGACGGAAUAAAACUUCCUGGCAAAAUGCCGUCUUUUCGAGAUUUUAGAGAAAUGCAUUUUGUUGUGCACUUAGAAUAUUCCUUUCAGGGCCCUCUGAAUUUAUUGUUUUAUGUUAAAUAUUUGUUAUAAUUUAAAUUGAAUAUAUAUUUUAUUUGAACAAAAAAGCAAAAUAUUAUUAUCCAUGGUCACUGUAUCUCCCCACCCCACCCAUUGAUAAUUCUAAUUAUUCAUUAUGACAUCAAAUGUGCUGAAUUCCAUAUUUGUACAUCAUUUCCAUAUAAGGUAACAAUACAUUAUUUUGUACAGAUAUAAGAGAUUUGUGAUGUGAUCAGAAUUUAAUUCAUUGUUUUAUAAAUAAUUCUCAACUUUAACAAUUCAUCUUUCGUUAACUUUGAAUUGAUCAACAAGGUGAAGUUUAAACAUGCAUUAUGUGAGAUUUAGAUAAGGAGCUGGUCGUUCUUUCUACACUAGUUCAAAAAUAGAGAAUAAGCAAUGAAUAUGUUGAAGAUUUCAGUCAAAUUACUUCAUUCUGGGUCUUUAAGAGUAGGCCAUAGUGCUGCUGCCACGUCAAAAUUUCCCUCAUAACACAUUGCAUGACGUACGCCCAUCUUCAUUAGCCUAGUCAGAUCAGAACAAUAGGACAUUAAACCCCAUUUCAUUUCAUUUGUUGAUGUUUCUCCAACAUCUGUUGUCUAAUCAUCCUGGUAGUGUCACAGUGUGAUAUAUAACAUAUAUCUCACAGUAAUAUCAUUCUAGUUGUAGUGUCACAGUGUGAUAAAGAAUAUAUAUUCUAUAUCAGAGUAAUGUCACGAGUGAGAAAAAUGUAGGUGUAUUGUGAUUUAAAACAUCUACAUAUCUGCCAGCAUGUAGAGUGAUAAUAUAGUAUCUGUUACCAUAGAUCAAUAAAAUAACAAGUGAUAUGAUUUAUAUCAAUAAAAUAACAAGUGAUAUGAUGUAUAAUUAUUAACAUUAUCUCUUACUAUAGUAAUGUCCAAAAGAAAGUGGGGGGUUGGAUGGGCGAAUGGUUAGCAUGUGCGUGCUGUAUCAUGAGGUCUUGUGAUUGAGUCAACUGGUGUGGUUUUGAUUCACCUGUUGUACGUGGCAAGGAGUAGGGUCACCUGUCUAACCUCUAUGGUUUCCUCCCACUGCUAAAGACCUCUAUGCGCUAGCGAAUUAUUGAAAUAAAAUUAAACCAUAUGUUAGUCCCGAAAUGACCUAGUUUGUGUCGAGUGGAGGUUAAACCCCAUUUCUCUCUUUUUUUUUUCGCUUAGAAAUGUUGAGUUUGGAUGCAAGAGACAAGCUUUGUAAUGUUAUAUCAAAUUUUUUUAAAUCUAAACAAAAGUUAGCCAUAUUUUUAGUGUGUAUACUUUCUUUUGGACAUCAGUACAAUGUAUAUAAUUAAUGUUAGACCAAACCAAUUGAAUUUUAUUAGUGUCGAUUAAUUUGUUUUCAUUCCUAGUUUAAAGCCAAACCAAUUUAAUUUUUAGUUCUUCAGGAAUCUUGAUAAAUACACGUGAAUUCUGUUUAGUUUAAAAUUUAAAUAUUUGAAACUAAAAGCUUUCAAACAGCGCACAAGUACUUUGGGUUGUUUUCCCAAAUAAGGGAGCCAGGGUGGCUAAGUGAGUAAGACGUUUACUCGCUAGCCUAGAUGUCGUGGGUUUGCUCCCAGUGUUGGCUGAGAAAGUUCUUCAGGAUUUUCUGGAGUGGUUUCCCCUUGUCAGUGGUGCAGGAGGGCUUGACAUGGACAGCUGUCUAGUCAUCCACAUGGUACGAAAAAAUGAGGUCCCAAGUACACACUGGCGUGCACAUAAAAGAUGCCUUGGAAUUUGAUGUAAGACUAGGAUAUAGUGCUGCUGCCAAAGCAAAAUUUCCCCAUAGCUCACAGGACGUUAAACACCAUUUCAUUUCCUAAGAAAUAAGCAGCUAUAUUUUAACAAGUUUUCACGAAGAACCGGAAAUCAAAUAGGUGUGACCUUAGAAAUAUUCUUUAGUUCAAAACCCCAACAUGACAGAAUACCGGUUAAUAUACAAUCAAAAGUACUUUUAUUUAUUUUUUUUCGUUGCCACUACGUAUUCUUUAUGUAGGGGUUUUGUACUCAAAUAUUCUCAGUUAAACAAUUGUAGUACAUAUUGACUUUUGAGAUAUGUGAACGAACCGAUUUAUUGUGCCUUUAAAUGUUAAAAUCUAAACUCAAACCUCAUUGGUUUGUGAUUUAUCAUGAUUAGCUAUUAUCUUCCUUUCGCUGAGAGCAUGCGAUAUGGAUGGAGUAAGGUAAUCAUAAAUGUACAUUAUUAUUAUUUGUUUUAAAAAUGGGUAUCUUUCCGUAUGCAUGCACAUCAGAUAAAACAAAUUCCACAUCUGUAUGUGACAAAGAGUAGGUUUGCCGCCAAACCUCAUUGGUUUUCUCUAGGUCAAUGGGUUUUUUUCAACUGCUAAAAGACCUGUACCAUAAAA